AUGUCGUUGCCAAAAAGAAUAGUCAGAGAAACGGAAAGAUUGAUUUCAGACCCUGUGCCAGGCAUUACAGCUGUGCCCCAUUCCGAUAACAUGAGGUACUUCAAUGUCACCAUAGAAGGACCCGAAUCUUCACCAUAUGAGAACGGAAAGUUCAAAUUAGAGCUAUUUCUACCGGAUGAAUAUCCGAUGGUUGCGCCUAAGGUGAGAUUUCUCACUAAGAUAUAUCAUCCUAACAUCGACAGGUUGGGAAGAAUCUGCUUGGACGUAUUGAAGAAUAACUGGUCUCCCGCUUUGCAGAUCCGAACCAUUUUGUUGUCUGUUCAGGCAUUGCUAAGUUCUCCUAAUCCCGAUGAUCCGUUAGCAAACGAGGUUGCGGAAGAGUGGAAGAACGAUAAUGUUCAUGCAAUAGCGACUGCAAGAGAGUGGACUCAUCAGUAUGCCAACUAG
This is a messenger RNA of Brettanomyces nanus, 447 nucleotides long. It is a transcript of the gene UBC13, whose product is annotated as Ubiquitin-conjugating enzyme 13. The transcript is spliced from 2 exons. Gene Ontology annotation, biological process: protein K63-linked ubiquitination; DNA damage tolerance. The record is from RefSeq and is a predicted model, not a curated record. Gene Ontology annotation, cellular component: nucleus. Gene Ontology annotation, molecular function: ubiquitin conjugating enzyme activity. Lineage: Eukaryota; Fungi; Ascomycota; Pichiomycetes; Pichiales; Pichiaceae. Bases 1 to 447 code for a protein of 148 amino acids.